ACACUCGCGGCUCUCCAGCAGCGAAGCUAUAGCCUCGUCGUCGUCCUGCCACGUUGCGAACUCGGCUUGAGGUCCAUCGCAGACACAAAGUAUAGCUCGCCGUCUGCUCUCUUCUCUCUUCUCUCUCUCCGCACCACUACUCUUCCAUCAGAGCUAUAACGGAGCCUGUGCGCGCACAUCCCCAAAGCAACGCGCCGCGAGCACGUACAAACACGCACACACCUACGCGCGGAUCUUCGUAUAACGCCGUCCUCUCCCUACUUCUCGCUGUCUUCGUUCGUUCGUCUUCUCUCGGCGCGGCGGACGCGACACGCACACGUCAGAAGCGUUGUAUUCGCGCUUCUUCUUCAACGAGAGCCAGCCAGUGCAGCCGUCCCUCGUGUUCCGUUCGUACGUGCAUACACGACACUCGGUGUAUAAGUGGAUUGGAGCUGCCGCGACGACGCACCUUAUUCCAAUAACUCGCUUGACAGCUGACUUGCAGUGCGGCAGUAGCAGCGGAGCGACAGAGAAGAGAAGAAAACACAGCGAGAGUGCGCGUGUACUUUAUCUCACGCAUUUGUUGUUGUGGCUUUUUUCAAAUCAGCAGCCUAUACACAGGCAUACAGCGUCCGCAGUCUUCCGCCCCGCACCGGAGAGAAAGAGAGGCGUCGUCGUGUAGUCGUCGUGCAGUCGCCGCCACCGCCGACGACUUAUUAGCGGGAGUGCGUGAAUCAUCGGCGUUUUUCCGAGGCGUAUAGCGCGCUGCGGUAACCUUGAUUCUGUCCAAGCGCGCGUGUGUGUCACUUGCGUGCUUCCGAGCUCUCUAUUCAGCCGAGCAGGAGCAGCGACGACGGUCCUGCGCCGCUUUAUUUUUAAUACGCUCCUCCUUUUUCCCCCGACUACUUACUACUGCGUGCUUUCCACGAACAGAGGCCAAAGUUUUUAAUACAACGUAUUAGACCGUGUGCUCGUGUACCAGGCUUCCAAGUUUUUAUCCCGGCAAGUACAAAGAGUGCCAAAGUUUCAAGUUCGACGAGUAAAGUUCUACUGUGCGCGUUCGAACGGUGCCUGUUCCCGGCGCGCGAAUAGAGAGGAAAACAAAGAGUAAAACGAGAGAAAGGAUGUCGGACUUUUUGGAGCAGCACCAGCCCCCGGCGCCGCUGAAGCGCGAGCACGACUCAACCGACGACUUCGAGCACCUGGAGCACGAACUCCACCAGCAGCAGCCGCAGAGCCAGAACCUCCUGGACCUGUCGAACCCGCUGGGCGACUUCGGCGAGCAGCAGCCGCAUAAUCUCAUCGACGGACUGCCGGAUCACCACUCGGCCAGGAACGACCUGCUGGACACGAGCGUGCCGGCGAGUAACAGCGCCGAGUGCGACCUGAAGCCGGUCCCGGCCACUCCGCCACCUUCCGCGGAUUUCAACAAGUUCGAGGGGGGCGCGCGCCACCAAGCCGAAGUGGCCUCCUUCGGCACUGGCCAGCAGAAGGACGAGCUCGAAGCUAGGAUCAGGCAGCAACUGCAGGACCCCAAAGCCGCGACGAUGGCCUUUAUGGAGACGGAGAAAUCGCCCUACGGCUUCGCCAAGGACUUUGAGGUUAGGUCCGAGGAGGCCAACGAUUUCGGCAUCAAGCAGCCGAUCAUCAGCCGCGACGACGACAUGUUCGGAUUGCAGAGAGACGCGGCCGACAACGACAGUGCUGACGAGGACGACAACACCGAGCCCGAGCGCAGCGAGCCAAGCGAGCCCAUUCUGCGAGCCCCUCCAGCUCCGGCAGCCAGCGAUGCGGCCAAGAAGGCCGACAGCAAUCUGCUCGACGACGACGACAUGUUCGCGCACGAGGAGUUGAGCUCGCUGAAGGAGCGCGAGCAGCCACCGAGCAGUCUCUACGCCUUCGAGAAGGACGACUUCAUGGGCGAGAUCAAGUCGUCGACUCUGCCGGAGCCCGAGAAGUCGCCCGAGCUCGACUUCGUCAAGGACGAGAUUAUCGUGCACGAGGCCACCAAGGAGAAGCCAAAGAAGCCCGAAGACGAGCUCUGGAACGUCCUGGAGAAGAGUGGCAAUGACAGGUUCGAGGAGAGGGAGGUGCUGCACGAUGAGCCACCCACCAAGCCCCUGCCACCGCUGCCCAAGGGUGCUGAGCAUGAUGCUUUCGAUGACUUUGAGAAGGACAAGGGCCACGACAAGUUUGAGAUGUCCAACGAGUUCCUGUUGGCAGAGUCCAAGUCUAAUAAAGCACAACUAAGCGGAGGUGAGACUGGGGAUUCCGAGUUUGAAUCUGAGCCAGAGCCAUCGCCUGCCAAGACUGCACCCAAGCCUGCUCCUGCUAGAGCUGAACUGGGUGAUGCUGCGGAGAGGAAGUUCUUCUGUCAGAAGCCGAACAAGAACAGGGACAUCGAUGAGAUUGCACCCAAGGAGAUCUGGAGACACAUUGGAAUAGAUGCAUGGUUUAACCCAGAAAGACUGAAUCCAAAAGUGGCAGCGCUGAUCUACUGGCGCGAUCCCAAGAAGUCGGGAAUCGUCUUUGGUGCAACACUCGGAGUGCUUUUGUCGCUGGCCUACUUCAGUCUGAUCAGCGUGCUGGCUUACAUAUCCCUCCUCACUCUAACCUUCACCGUCGCUUUCCGCAUCUACAAAACUGUCCUCCAGGCCAUUCAGAAGACCUCCGAUGGACACCCAUUCAAAGACAUCCUCGAGAUUGACCUGACGCUGCCCGCCGAGAAGGUGCACGAAGUCGCUGACAUCGCCGUUGCGAACGCCAAUGCCGCCGUCAGCGAGCUGCGCAGGCUCUUCUUGGUCGAGGACAUCGUCGACUCGCUCAAGUUCGGAAUCGUUCUCUGGUCUCUCACGUACCUUGGCGCAUGGUUCAACGGCAUGACGCUCAUCAUCAUCGGUGUUGUCGCCCUCUUCUCGUUGCCCAAGGUGUACGAAACGAACAAGACGCAAAUCGACCAAAACCUCGCUCUGGUCCAGGCUAAACUCAACGAAAUCACGGCCAAAGUAAAGGCUGCGAUGCCCCUUGGCAAGAAGGCCGAGCCUGCGAAGGAAGAGUAAAUGAGGGUCGAAAAGAGGCGUUUAAUCGUUGCAGAGCCGUGCAGGGAAGGACGAAAUGAGAGACGGAACGACGUAUUCUAGAAUGAGAGAAAGAGUGAUGAUGGCAAAAAAAAAAAAGGAUAUCGGGGUAGCGCGUGAGCCGAGAAGGCACAAACACAUACACUGACACACAUUACAGCAUCGCCGACAAUUAACUGAACUGACCUGAUGAAAAUUACGAGUUGACGAGAGAGUAACCGAUACAGAGAUUGUAAAUAACGGACCACUGUUUUACUUCGGAUAAAUGUUGGAUAUCGAUCGACUGACACGAGGCAAGCUUGGUGUGAUAUAUGAUGGUUCGCUGUGUGUCGAAAUAUGUAUUGUAAAGACCGUGUUAGCGAGGCGGUUGACAGAAUAAAAAUAUGAUAAUCGAUUACGAGAGCUCGGUCUCGGGUAAAAAAUCACAAAAUCUCGAGGCCGAGUGAUCAUAAACACGCGCAUCCAUUAUUUAAAAUAUAUAUAUAAAAUGAAAUGAAAAUCGAGAUAUCCUUUUGAAGUAAGAGAAAUAAAAAGAAUGCAGAAGUAACACUUAGCGAUUAAUUGUUCGUUAUUGCGAUACGAUGAUGACGAAUUCAUUUAGUGAGCAACAAGAGAAAGUGCGACGGAACGAAAUGUUUACAGUAAAACUGGCAACAGCAAGAAUAUGAAGUAACUUACAACUAUUAAUAAAAAAAACAAAGAAAAACUUAAACUAUCGUUCUGUGUUUGUCGCGCAAAUUAAACGACCGAGACAAUUAUUAUGCAAUUGUCGCGACCAUGACCUUGCGCACUUUGGGUGUUCCCCGAUAACUGCACACACACUUAAAAGAAAGCGUGUCUAUUCCCAUCUUUAUCCCCUUUGAAAAAUGUGCAAUCACAUUCAUAAUCCUUUUUGAAAUAAAAAGAAACGAAAACAUACAUGAAGUACAUAAGGAAAUGAAAAAAAAAUUAUUAAUCCAGUAAUGACGUAAUAUAAAUGACGAUGAAGAGUAUCUUAGACAUUAAACGCAUUACACCGUUCACCCGCAUUCUAUCGCAUCAUCUCGUUUGCUACUUGAUCACUCAUCGUAACGAAGAGUCUAUCCUUUUUUAAAUGUAGAAAACGUUGUUGAGGUAAUCAUUAAUCAAUCAGGUUACGCGCGAUAAAUAUGGCCAAGGCAAUCGAUGUGAAAAUGUCUAUUGUAUGUAUAGACAGUGCUUAUUGAGAGUUGAGAAAAGAAGGCAAAGCGGAGAGAAGGUGAGAAGGAGGAAAUGAAGGUACGAAAAUGGAGCGGGUUAUGCUGGAGGAAGUGCUUGUCGAAAUUGUUUCUUUUUUAUCGUUAGAUCUUAAGAUGUAAUGUCUAAUAACCAGCGAUCCCUCGUGUUUUAGUUGUUAUAAUGCGGAAAAUAAAUAUGAGAAUUAAUGGAGAAUUAAUAAAGUGAUUAUUACUUAU
Nasonia vitripennis (jewel wasp) is the source of this 4489-nucleotide messenger RNA. It is a transcript of the gene Rtnl1, whose product is annotated as reticulon-1-A. The coding region runs from base 1104 to 3038 and encodes 644 amino acids. The record is from RefSeq and is a predicted model, not a curated record. Lineage: Eukaryota; Metazoa; Arthropoda; Insecta; Hymenoptera; Pteromalidae. The transcript is spliced from 6 exons.